Molecule: messenger RNA, 6094 nt
Organism: Petromyzon marinus (sea lamprey)
Lineage: Eukaryota; Metazoa; Chordata; Hyperoartia; Petromyzontiformes; Petromyzontidae
Source: RefSeq, a predicted model, not a curated record
GGUUCGGCGUCGCCCGCCACGUGACCACGACCAACCAAUGGUGGAAAAGCACAGGCGGUUUCGACGUCCCGCGUGACGCGGUCAGCCAAUAGACAGGCAGCGAUCGUGACUAUUAUCCCACGUGACGCGGAGAUCCGACGAAUGGUCGAUAAAGUUACUAGCGGUACGAGCUCGUGACUGAUUGGCCUCGCGCGACUCGGCGCUCAACCAAUCAGCGCGCAGCCUCUGGGAAAGGCGGCGCUUUUGAUAAAGUUAACUGCUCCGGCGAAGGGCCAUUGCCCGAAACGUCGCCAAUUAUGUUUUAUUUUUUACAUUUAGUGGCACAGUGUUGCCGACCAGCGUGUUGACAUUCUUUUUUUUGCCGCCUUUGCACCACUGCAGGAUCACGACACUUGAGAGCGUUGCAUUUUUACCCUUGCGCGGGGCCGCUCAGCGAUGGGGACGCGGGGUCGGCUCCACUCCGCCACCGCAGGGCCCCCUCGUAGCUCCCCUCGUCGCUCCUCGUAGCUCCCCUCGUCGCUCCUCGUAGCUCCCCUCGUCGCAGCUCCUCGUAGCUCCCCUAGGUACCCCCUCCUCCUUCCACUGCCCUCCCCAGGGCCGGCAGAGCGCAGGGGGUGCUGGGCGCGGCAUGCGGACCCGACGGCGGCCACCGACAGCCGGCGAGGAGGCGUGCAGGAGCACGCGAGCACGGGACGAUGGAGAGGAGGAGGCGAAGGGAGGAGGGGAGGAGACGGAGGUCGCGGCGGACGGGGCGCAGACCCCGCAGAGGACCCAGGGCUGCAGGCUGAGCCGGCACAGGCGCGGGGAGGCGAGGAGCGCAGCCUCGCAACUCGGGAGGAUGGCGGCGGGUGAGGCCCGGGGAAGAGCUCAGGCGAACAUAAUGAGCACCAACGCACAUGGCAGCGCUGUUCUGGAGUCUGGGCUGGCUGCUCACACCUCUGGGUGCAGUGAGUCUGAGCACGACAUCUCCUGGAACCCACUGUCGCCCUCACAGGGACCCACAGCCGAGCGGAGGGGAGCCUGGCCAAUUAAAACAAACCUGGCUGACAUCAUCAAGAAGCUCAAGCCUGUGGAAGAGCCCAUGCCCAACAGCAUGGGUUCCUUGGUGACCUUGUGGAUGGAGGGGGAAGGCAUUUCUCCGUCAUCUAGUUCCUUCUCACCAGAGCCCAUUAAGCAUGAACACAGCACCCAGGGCAGGAAUAAAAGACGGAGGGUCGAGUGUCGGGAGCUGCGCCCUGAGGAGCUGGUGAGCAUGGCGAAGGACAUAGAUCGUGCGUCCCGGGACGGCAACAACGCCUCGUCGACCGUGUGCUCGGAGCACGCCCGGUCCCCGCCUCAGCAUGGCAAUGCCACCACCCACGGAGGAGUGACGACCGCAUUUGGAGCAGAUCUGCCGCCGCAGGGCUCGCUCCACUCGGCGACGCGUCUAACUCACGCGGACAUCCUGAGGGAACGCGUGGGCAUUGCCAGACGCUCGGAGAACGGCCGCGACGAUGACAGCACUCCCACGCGAAUCCUCGGCACUCCCGUGUCCAGCCCCUUGGUGAACGUCUUGCUGCCUCACGAGCUGGAACCGUCGUCGGAGCCCAUGUCCGAACACGCGUCCACCAACAGCGGCGACCGCCCCCGGCCAUCACAGCUCACUUUCUAUCCACCUUUGCAGAGCACGCCCAAAGCCAAAGGCUCAGGGUGGCAGUACGAGGCAGACUUGCACGCCCUUUUCGACGAGGAUACGAUUGACCCGUCGCAUCCCCUCAGUGAAAGGGGUGCGGUGGGCACGGGUUUCCAAGAUAAGCUCGCGACGGCGUCCUCUGCUCCGAGACUGGCCAAGAAAACGGCAUGUCACAGUGUUCAAGGUCUGCGCUGCACAUCUGAGGCAGCGCAAGUAUUAUUGGCUGGGGACCUGCCUUCUUGCGUCAUCGACGCUCCGCCUGCUGGGGCGAGGGCAAGACCUUUGUGCUAUGAACCCAGCGGUGCUGCUGACUGCGCACAGCGGAAUAAGGAGGUUGGGAGUGCCAGGCCCACGAACGCGAAUACAGGAGACACAGUGUUGGCGUUUGCCGAGGGCGCAGCAAGGGAUGGUGGCACGGCGACCCCUGUGAUUCCAGGGUCGAAUCUAUCCAUGGAGAACGUGUUUGACGACUGGGAGGAUGAUGACUGGGUGCACGACAGUUCCUUCAUUGCUGUUUCCAAUCAAUUGUCUGACCUCGUGACGAACUCUGAACGUGUGGAUGCCACUGCCAACAGAACCUUAGUCGUGGAUGAAAUGCAGGACAACCAGGCGGCUCGAUUGAAACCUGAUUCUGUUGAAGCUACAUCUUGCUUAAUGAAUGCCCCUAUUAAGCAGAGUACAAUGCCAUCUGGGCAUUCAGCAUAUUUUCCGAACGGUUUUAAUACGGUCUCCCUAGAAAAACAGAAUUCACUUCCCAGCAUGCCACUGCAGAGCACGUCCUCAAGCAUUGCGACAGGCAUAGAGCGAGGGAGUGCAGACCAGUCUGGUCAAGGUCCGUGUGCCAGUGGAUUUAGGCCAAACAGACCAAUGCAGGCCGCAGUAAAAAGUUCGCAUCCAGUGGUUGGUCAGAGGGGUGCAGCAAUGAAAAUAUCUACGAAGCUCGAGUGCGCAGACUCUCUGGGCCCUGCUGUGGUUCAGAUUAACCGUGAGUCUUUCAAGGCAACAGGCUCACGCCAAGAGAAGGGCGGAACUGCUUGCCGAGUUCUUGGCCCGAAUCAGACCCUUGAAGCUAACCAGAGUGUCAUCUCUAUGCCUAAUUAUACAUUUUCCACCAAACCUCAACCUAGUUCAAACUCUGUUAACCCUACCCAUAAUUUUGAUCCUGCACACAGUUCCAAAUUAAACCUUAAUGUCCACCUUAACCUCAGUGCUACCUCAAAUUGCAAAUCCAAUCUUAACCCAAUCACUGAUCCCAACCGAGUUAAACCCAAUGCUGCAAGUACAGUCAUCGGUGAGGAUGAAUGGGAUGACCUCGGUAAUAUGGACGAGCUCCUGAGCAGGAUCCGGGAGCCCGUUGACGGCAUCUGGGACAAGCAAUCAGACAUUGACCCCGUGGACAAUAAGGAGUGCGCACUUUCGGCAAGUUUGACUGCCCUGACUGCAGACCGCCCGCCUGGCAGGGCGGAUGCGAAGCCGAGUGGCUCUGGUGCCUCCUGCGGUGUUGCAACAACAGCUGGGGCGGUCUGCUUUGAGGUAUCGUCAGGCACAUGUCCCACGAAGCAGCACAGCUUCAAGUUCGUCCGAACUAACAACAACUCGGCUGUUGAAAGGGCAAGUGACAACGAUAGCCUUUCGCUAUUGGCCCAGGGUGGCAUGGGAACACGGAGCGCCGUGGGUGCAUCCGGCUCUGCACUGACCAUUCCACACACGGUGCAUCUGAACACCGUCUUGCCCAGCCACAUCAAGUCCAGAAAUACGCUGCUGCAGGCUCGGGCGGCAGGAGAGAGCGAAAAGGCGAGCGUGCUCGUGCCGUUAUCGAGCGUCCUACCAGCCGGCGCCCAGACGUUUGUGUCGAAACCAGUGGCUUCAGUGGUGCCGCCCACUCGCAGACUCACCGUGCCCGAGGCAGCAGCUGCGCGUCCAGGGCCACCGAGGAUCGGCGAUUUCCAGGGGAGGAGCGGUGGGGCCACCGGCGUGCCCCCAGGUGCUCCGGGUUGCCCCCUGAACCGCAGCCGCUCGGCAUUUGAUAUCCUGUCAACGAAUUCGAAGCCUGUCUUGCGGAGACACUACACGGACACGACGGUGGCCUUCACAGGAGGCCCGAAGCAAUGCGGCCCUGAAGAGAUUGAGCGCAAGAGGCAAGAGGCGCUGGAUCGGCGUAGGCAGAGUGCUAGCCAGCAGUAUGCCACCCAGCGCGCAACAAGGCCACCCAUUAAGCUGCGUGAAUCUCAGACAAACACGAAAACCUGAAAGCUGUGGAUGUGACCUACAGUUUGACACUGAUGAUGUUUCAUCCGGCUGAAUAGAGCAGCACUUGUCUGCUCUUGCACUUGUGUCUUUCUGCUCCACGCACAGCAGCCAUUUGUUUCCUCUGCCCUGUUGCUCUCCUCCCUGCAGUCCGCUGCACAUCUGUGUACUUUAAUACAUUGAAUGUGUAAGCUUUCCUUGAUCUGAGCCAGCAGUCCUUUGGCUGCUGGUUCCCCUGAACUAAACCAAUGAGUGCUGAUGCACGCUGGAACGGGGUGAGACAUCAUAGGUGGACCCCUUUUUUAGUGCAUUGCCUAAUACACCACUAAAGUGGUCCCUGGAAAUAUCAGUCAUCCUACUCAGCGUUGAUGUUCAGAAAAUGCUUUGUUAACCCCAUGAAAAUGCAACAUGUUCCUAAGAAUCUCUUAAGAAUAUCCUUAUUGACAUAUCAUGUGCCUUGAUAAAUGAAUAUACAGAAUCGUUCAAUUGUACACUGUCACAUUAAGGGACGAUGCCGAAAUUGUUGUACCAUGCUUUCGAUAGGUCAAAGAAAAUUCAACUCAUUCUGAAGAAUCUUUUAAAAAUCACUUUGUUGACAGAUCCUAUGCCUUGAUAUGUGAAUAUACAGGCAGUUGAAGUGUUACCUUUUCACCUUAAAGGAAAAUGCCACCCAUGCAACGGGAUGCUCUUGAUUACACUUUCAAAAACAUCGAUCCACAACACCGUGGCAAUGGAAUGCAUAAUGGGAAUGUAUCUGUCAGGCCCUGGUCCGAGGCACCAGGAUGGUGUGCUACCAUAUGGAGCACCCCUUCCAUGGUAUACCACGCAUCGUUGCUUAGCCGUGCCUUUGUGGUGGGAUUCCAGUGUGGCUGACAUUAAGAAAUGGUGGAAUGACCAUGCUGCUACUUUAAUUUGACAGUUUGUGCCAUUUUUUUAAUGAAGAGAAUUUCUAAAUUGUGUUGGAUCGCCUGUAAUGAACUGCCUAUGUGUGUGUGAAAGAAUAGCUCAGCUGCUUAAAUGUUAAUUUUCUAAUUGGUUGCAGAGCCACAUUCUUGACAACAGUGGUGUUCUGGUACUUCUCUUGAUUCUGGUUCAACAUUUAAGGUCAUGCCAGACAGCUGCAUUUGCGGCCAAGAUCAUUUUGAAUGAUAUCGUUUUUCUAUUUGGUAUCUUGGCAAAAUUCCUCCCUUCACUUGGAGCUCGGCCACCAUUGGCCAGGCUUGAGAAUAGCAAUAGACUUUUACACAUUAGGCUGCACGUCUAAUUUACGUCAAAAUAUUGGUUAAGUGGCGGUGCAGUGUUGUGCGUUUUAGCCUGUUUUGGCUUCAUGAGCGAUACAGACUGGGCCCUACUGGCUUACAUGCGUAUAUAUUACAAUACUAAAUUAUUUUCUUUUGUGCUCCGUUGCAGUCACAUUUGGCAUAUUCUCCAGGAUUCUAUGAAUGAUGUAGAGCCUUGCUGCAUAUGAAGUUUUUGCUAAAGCAUGAGCAUGGCUAACAUUUCCCCCCUGAUAAUUAUUUGAAACGUUAAUAACAUUUAACUCAAUCAGGACUGACAACUAACUGCAGCUAGUAUUCUUUUCAUAUUUCUGUUCUGAAUAAUGGAGGUUCAAAACAUUUUAAAGUAAUACAUAUGUACUUUUUACACUAGCUUGUUUAUUCAGAACGUGAUGUAAACAUAGCCAUGCAUUGCAUCAUAAAGGAAAGUGGAUCCGGCUUGGCUUUCGUAUUUAGUCAAUCCUUCAACGAUAAAUAGCAUACGUGGUGAUGUGGUAAUGUAAAGGUUCAGCCCUGUAACGUUUUGCUUUCGACACUGCCAGCAGAAGGGCCUCCUCUAGAGGGAGCUCUCGAGUGCCCCUCUGGAGAACACGUGACCUAUUCUCCACACUGGCCAAGAUGUUAAUGAAUUGGCAGGACUCGCACUUUACCCCAUGCUGCCUGCCAAUCGACUUGCUGGGUGGGGGUGGGUGGGGGACCACUGCAGGUCCCAGCUUGUGGUAGCCCAGCACAAAAUGUGUUUGGCACCCAAGUGAGUCGUACAGAAUAUUUUCUUAAGACCUGUUUCAUAUGUUUGUUCAUGUUUUACUCUUCAAUGUCAGUGACAAACGCACUGGGUUUGAUGUGUUGGGCAAGUUUGUAUGCUCAAGCGAAUUGUAAAUAAAGUGUUACAUGUUUA